Messenger RNA from Alosa sapidissima (American shad), 1527 nucleotides. RefSeq lists its product as uncharacterized. NCBI's taxonomy places the organism in Eukaryota, Metazoa, Chordata, Actinopteri, Clupeiformes, Clupeidae. The transcript has 5 exons. The coding region runs from base 102 to 761 and encodes 219 amino acids. The record is from RefSeq and is a predicted model, not a curated record.
AAGCUAUAAACACUAUCAAGCUCUCUGCAAAUUCAGCAGUACAAAGCAGUGAGAGGAUCUUUACCGAACUGAUAGGUUCCAUUGAGAAGAAGUGCACCGCCAUGACACAUAUGAUCCGAUCUCAGGAGAAGGCUGACUUGAGUCGAGCAGCUGACUUUUUCAAGCAAGUCAGUGUUGAGAUCACCAUGCUGAAGCAGAAAUAUGCAGAACUGGAACAGUUCUUAAAGACCGAGGAUCACAUUCAUUUUCUUGAGAAUGCAGUGAAAAUCUGUCCAUGCCCUGGAUCUGAGAGUUUGCCCAAAGUUUCCAUCAAUACCAACUCCCUUUAUGAGAAAACUGAGAAGUUUGUUCUGAGUCUGAAGCAGAGAGUUGAGCAAAUUCUUCAGGUGGAUUUUGACAAAAUGUCAUCUACAGUCAAGCAGGACCGCAUAAUUGAGUCGGAGGAACCUCUGAUCAGACAGGAUUUCCUGAAGUAUACCACUCAAAUAACACUGGAUAUUAACACAGCAUAUAACCACCUCAGCCUUUCGGAUGGGAACAGACCUGGAGUGAUGAGGCUCUUCCUUAUCCUGAUCUUCCCCAGAGAUUCAACUUCUAUAAUCAGGUGCUGGGUAAAGAGUGUCUGUCUGGACCCUCAUACUGGGAAGUGGAGUGGGCUGGAAAGAAUGGGGUCUAUGUGGCCGUCACAUAUGUGGGUAUUAAAAGGCAGUGGUGCACUGGGGAUAUUAUUUUGGGGCACAAUGACUUGUCCUGGAGCUUAGAGUGUUCUCCCAGCCAUUGUUGUUUUAGACACAAUCAGAAAACCCGAGAAAUCACUGUCCCAAGCUCUAAAAGAGUAGGGGUGUAUGUGAAUUUCAAAAAAGGAACUCUGUCUUUUUAUAGUGUCUCGGACACAUUGAGACUACUUCACAGAGAGUAUAUUUACUUCAGACAACUUGUCUAUCCAGCACUAUGGAUCGGAGUUAGGUCUAAUGCUAAGUUUUGUUAUUAAGCAAUCCGCACAUAUAACUCUGAAAUAUGCAAAGCAAGACAGUCUUUCUUCUCAUCAUCAGUAGAAGUUCAAAUAACACUUUUACAAAUCCCCCCUCACAAUUAGCGACUGAACUUCUCUCAUCUAAUGCAUCUUUUUUCAAAGGUAAAAUUGACAAAAUCAGACUCAACAUAUCUGGCCAAGUACUAAUUCAACAUAGGCGCGUGCAGUAAUCCAUCCCUGAAUGUAUCUCUCGCCUACCUUCACCAUUUCUGUAUAUGUCCAUGGCUUUGAAAUGUUGUCUUAGUGCAGGGGUGUCCAAACUACGGCCCGCGGGCCAACUGCGGCCCGCCACGCACUUUAAUCCGGCCCGCCGAGCAUUUAUUAGUUUAUCAAGAUCCGGCCCGCCACACACUUUAAUCCAGCCUGCCGUGCAUUUAAUUAAUUAGGUUAUCAUAGGCCCCUCGCUAUUUUUUUCCAGCACAGGGCCUGGACAACGUUGUGAUUAACUUUAGGCUACUGCAAACUGCUUUACACUCUUCUUAGAGAGCGUUUAC